Planococcus citri (citrus mealybug) is the source of this 2142-nucleotide messenger RNA. RefSeq lists its product as uncharacterized. Lineage: Eukaryota; Metazoa; Arthropoda; Insecta; Hemiptera; Pseudococcidae. Bases 1 to 2142 code for a protein of 713 amino acids. The transcript has 2 exons. The record is from RefSeq and is a predicted model, not a curated record.
AUGUGUGAAGAGAGCUUCAAACUGCAAUCUGAAAUUCGAAAUCAUCUUACUCAAACACACGGCAUCGAUACAGUAUCGCACGAAUUGAAAUUCAAUUCCGUAGAGACGUUCGAAACAUGGAAGGAAGAAGAAGAAAAAAAAUUGAUUUGCCAAUUUCGUCGGCAGAGGACAAGCAAAAAUAAAAAAAGAAAAACCACAACUGUAACCUACACCUGCUCUAGGUCAGGGCAGCACACGAGCAAAUCAACAAAUAAACGGAAGCUGAAAUUACAAGGAACAAAAAAGAUAGGAGGCUUUUGUCCUGCCAACAUCGUUUCUACACGAACUAAGCACAGUGAUGGUACUUGUUCAUUGUCAAUUUUAUACACGUCAACCCAUGUUGGGCAUACUGUAAAUGACGAAUCUCAAGUAGCCCACAUGAGAAUACCCAUCAAAGAUAGGAACGAAAUUGCCUCGAAAAUUGCAGCAGGAGUUCCGUUCCGCAGGUUGCAGCAGGACUUGAAUGAAAGAAUGCAGGAAGAAGAAUUCACAAGUAAUAAGUUACUUUUAGCAACAAAUGAUGAUUUUAGAAACAUCUCUAAAGCAUUCAACAUUGGAAAUGCGAAUUCCACCAUUGAUACGGAUAUGGAGGAUGUUGAAAAAUUUCUGAAUGAAAACGAGGAAUUCGUUUUAUUUUCAAAAAAACAAAAGGAAACUGUUGACGAGUAUCCGGAAUUGGAAAAAGAUGAUAUUCUGAUUGUUCUGAUGUCUGGAACCCAAAAAAAACUUCUUCAAGAAUUUGGUAAAAUGAUAUGCAUGGAUGGGACCCAUGGGAUUAGCCCAUAUGGGUUUGUGCUGCACACUAUCCUCGUAAUUGACGAAUUCCAGGAAGGUAUACCAGCAGCUUUUGCCAUUUCAAACAAAAGCGACUUACCAACGAUGAAGGCAUACAUAUCGAUUGUGAAGAAGGCAGUUGGGGUAAUUCAAAGUCAAGUUAUAAUGAGUGAUAUGCAGCCAACAUAUGCCAACGCGUGGCAGGCAGUCAUGGGUCCAGCUGAGUUUGGGUCAUUUUAUUGUACAUGGCACGUCCGCGAGGCAUGGCGGAAAAAUCUUAAGAAAAUCGCAGAUAAAAGCACACGAAAGGAGGUCUACAACGAUCUAAUGGCUGUGUCAUGUGAGCGAAGUAUUGCCGAUUUCUCCACAAAAUUGGAAAAUUUUUUAGAUAAGUAUACUGCAAUUGAUGGAUGCAACGAUUUUAUAGAAUACUUCAAAUCCAAUUAUUAUAAUUCCCAGGAGCAGUGGGCUUAUUGCUAUCGUUUCCACAUUGGUAUAAAUACAAACAUGUAUUUAGAAGCUUUUCACAAGAAACUAAAAUAUCACAUUGGCGAUACAAAAAAGAUACGACUUCUGUUUUUUGGUCUAAAUCUGUUGAAAACUUGUAUCUUACAAUUAUAUCGCGAAAGAUUACGCAAAAAAUUUAUUGGAAAACUUUCUUUCAAGUUGAGGAACUUGAGAGCUCGCCAUAAAGAAGCUUUAAAAAGUGCUGAAGAGUUUGUGGUGUCAACUUCGGAUGAAAAUGCCUGGCAUUAUAAGAAUGGAAAACAUACAUUGAUGAAAAAUUUUAAUGAGUGCCCAGAAACUACAUGCCGUUUGAAAUGUGACGAAUGCCUGGUAUGCAUUCAUCAAUUUAUGUGUACAUGUGAGGACGCAUCUAUUCGAGGGAAUAUGCGUAUACAUGUACACAUAUUGUGUCGAAGUAUAAUGAAAAAUGCCGCAGCGCCAAUACCGCCAUCCCUUCCUGCUGAUGAAAGUAGAACUGAAAUUAGAACCAGUACUACUGAGGAGAUCAAUGAACUGAAUGAACCAUCAACUUCCAAGUCCAAAGUUCGAAAUUUGCGGCUCACGCCAGAAAUGAAAACUGAAUAUGAGGAAAGAUUCAGAAAUAUUUUAAAUUCUGACAAUGCAGUUUUGAUCGCCGAUGUCCGAAAGAAAUUAAAAUGCUGGGAACUGCAGUCCCAAAAAAAGAAGUUUUUAAAAUCAAAGUUGACUGGGUUCACCGUAAAUAAGGGUCGCGGAAAAAUAUCAAAACAAAAACGAUUUUUCGCAACUAACAAAAAAUUCAUAAAAAAUAAGAAAAAAUCUCGAAAUACUAAAGUUGUUUAG